ACGAAGAAGUGCGACCAGUGCGGGAGGGAGACGGAGGGUCGACGGAAAACGGAGAAAAUCGCCGCCAACAUUAGCAGCCAGGAUCCGGGCGAGGGGGAGCUUGCGGCCCGCGGCUCCGGUGCGCCGCUGCUGCGUUCGUCGGGAGUGGGCUGCGUCCGUGCGUCGGCCAUCGGUGGUGGUGGUGGUGGUGGGGGUGCGCCGUGGGAGCAGUACGCGGCCAGCGGAGCGAUGUCGCUCAAUGGGCGCGACCUGAUGAAGCAAUCGCCGGCCGACUACAACCAGAGCGUGCUGACGAUGCAGAAGUCGGUCACCAUUACGGUGACGCCGCAGCGCAGCAACUCGAUGGACCUGCUGAACUUCGAGGAGAAGCGGCAGCUGAUCGCGUCCUCGCUGUCACUCUCCGACAUCCUGCACGUGAGCCCGGCGGCAGCGCAUGUGGCUAAGGAGGUGGCCGCCAGUACGGUGAUUGCGACUAAAAAACAGAACGGCACCACGAUGCGCUCGAACAGCCUCAAUUCUGGUUCGCGGACGCCACCGUUGGAGCGAAAAAGCAGCAAAUUUAGCGCCUUCGGGCGACUCUUCAAACCGUGGAAGUGGAGAAGAAAAAAGAAGAGCGAGCAAUUUGAAUCCACCUCAAAGUCGCUUGAGCGGAAAAUUUCAGUACGUGCCAAUCGGGAAGAACUUGUACAAAAGGGUAUUCUGCUGCCGGAAAGCCCAACAUCUGCACUAUCGAUAGCUGCCAUUUGCAUCAGUCCCACGGAAUCGGUAACGUGGUCCACCUCAUCUCAUAGGCAAUUGCAAACGUUCCACCAUCAGCCACCGCCACCGCCACCACCGACGUCGCUGCACUAUCGGAGUCCAAACGAGGAGCAGGUCACGUUCUACAACACAAUGAACGGAACGAACGGUGCCGUCCUGCCAAAUCUCGCAUCCUCCACCGCCGCACCAAAUAGUAAUAGCAUAACGAACAACAAUGUGCCUUCAUCGCAAUCGGCCCAGCAGAUCGGCAGCCUCGGCGGAGGCGGUGGCACACCCGUUGGCUCCUUCAACCUGUCGGCCAUCCUCGGGAGUGGCGGCGCCGCUCCCGGCCAGAUAGGGGGCAGCGGGGGACCGCCGGGCAUCGGCGGUGGUGGUGGUGGGCCGGGCGCGGGUGUAAUCGGUGCGAACAUGAUCGGCGGCAGUACGGCUGGCAGUGCGUUGGCCAGCAUUUUGACCGGAAGUGCUAGUUUAAGUGGUGCUGGUGGUGGUGGUGCAUCGGGCGCCGGCGGGCCGGGAGGCGGACAGGGCCCGGGAAGUGUAGUGUCCGGGCUGGGUCAUUCGCAGUCGGCGCACCAGAUCGGACAGCCACCGCCGCCGUCGCUGGUGCACGCCCAGCUCGGCACGCAUCAGGCGCUUCAGCAGCAGCUGCAGCAGCAUUUCGCGAACGUGGCCGCUAACGCCAGUGCCAACAUGAAUCAAGUUCAAGAUAAUCAAAGGAAAACACCACCGCCGGCCAAUGACAGCCAACAGCACCAGCAGCAGCAGCAGCAGCAGCAUCUGUCGCACCAUCAGCACCAGCAGCCAACGCAAUCUCUCCAGGCGCAACACCACCACCAGGCGCUCCAGCAGCAGCUCCAGCAGCACCACCAGCAGCAGCAGCAGGCUCAGCAGCAACUCCAGCAGCAGCAGCAGCAGCAAUCGUUGCAGCAUCAGCAACAUCAGCAGCAUCAGCAGCACGGGCACGGACACAGCCACGGGCACGGGCACCAUGGGUUGCCGAAUCACAUCGUGCUGUCGGAGCUGCCGGAGCCACCGAUUCCGGUGUCGGAGAUUGGACCGAUCCCGCCGCCACCCAUGUUCUCCACCCCCAGCCCGACGCUCGUUGGCGUGCGAUCGCACGGACCGGGCGGUGGCUCGGGCGGUGGAGGAUCGGGCGGUAGUGGCGGUGGUGGUGGAGGGGGUGCCGGUGCCGGAGGUAGUAGCGGCGGGGCCCAACCACCGAACGUGCAUUCCACUGGUAGCAAUAGUAGUAUUAUGAGUAACAUUAUACCGUUAGAUAUGAACGAUUACGACUACGAUGAUCAUGAAAACAAUGAUCACGAGGAGGUCGACUCGGACGAUGACUACCGGUACCCGCCGCAGCCGAACCCCAACAUCGACACAAAUCGCAUCGACGAGAUCCCGGCAAAGGAACCCAACAUCAAUGCGGUGCCAUUGAAGUCUGCACUGAAGAAGAAGGGCUCGAACCCAGGCACCCCAACGCAGGACAAUCGGGCACUGGCGGUGCGCAACGACAUGAAUCCGUCUGCGACGAUCAAGCCAGUUUUACGACCACGGAUUAGAAUAUGUUCCCGACCGAUGCGUUUCCAAAUCGGCCUACCGAGUACGAUGGAAAACAAGGAGAAUACUCGUCCAUACGUAAUCCGCGAGGCCGGUGACGACAGCGACCAGUCGGAUGGGCCGAUCUGCUACCGUGAUGAGGACGCCGAUCGGGCGGCGAAAAUCGCCCGGAAGGAGAGCCUCUCGAUCAAACUGGCCCUCCGGCCGGACCGGCAGGAGCUGAUCAAUCGGAACAUCCUACAGCUGCAGUCGGACAACGAGAAGCAGGAGUCCAAGGAAGCGAUCGGGGCCCGGCUGAUCCGUCGGCUCUCGAUGCGCCCCACCGCUGAGGAACUCGUGGAGCGGAACAUUCUGAAGACUCAAUCGCCGGCCGAGGAGAAAAAGCAAAAGGAAGAAAAGAAGCGCUAUCUGCUGCGGAAGCUUAGCUUCCGGCCAACGGUCGAUGAGCUGAAGGAGAAAAAGAUUAUCCGCUUCAACGACUACAUUGAGGUGACACAGGCUCACGAUUACGACCGGCGGGCGGACAAACCGUGGACACGCCUGACGCCGAAGGAUAAGGCCGCCAUCCGUAAGGAAUUGAACGAGUUCAAGAGCUCCGAAAUGGCCGUGCACGAAGGUAGUCGACAUCUUACCAGGUUUCAUAGGCCAUGACAACUGCAAGGGAUGGCCAAGGAAAGCAAGCAGUUUGCCGUACAUUAUUUUACAUUUCUCAUUAGAAACUACUACGACAUACAUCUGAUUGUGUACAUAUGAGUGCGCGUCAACAACCAUCCUGUUUUUUUGACAAUGGCACAGCAUCAGCGUCCUCGUUGUUGUGGCAGCAUCAAUCCCUUUCCUAGCUCCGACCAGCACAGUGCACCCGAGACGCAUUUGGUUGCCCCCCUCAGAAAUCAUAAUCUGACCAUCAUCGGACGAAUUAGUUUAAGUGAGUCAAUGGUAGGACAUAAGCGAGGUGCUCGUUGAGUAUGAAUUUUGUGGCACAUUGUGCGUGCAAGUAGGGAAAGGGAAAAAAAAGAACGAAUUCGAAAAAUUCCAUCAUUCAAACAUUUCCAUCUCGUCUGGUAAACCGCGAUCAUUCGUGUCUGAAAAAAGGAACACAGCGAUAUGGACACGAUCUCAAACUUCCGACAUGUGUGCACGACCACCGGAGAAUGUUUCGGUAUUGGAAAACUAGAACUAGUCACUCUUGGCAAACAUAACGUUCUAGUAAAAGACACUCAUACUCUGAAAUGCAGCAAAUUCCAUCCGUUUUCUGGUUGCAUAACUUUUACCGGCAAUAUCUCGCUGAAAUGUGAACAAGCCAAGGCGCGUUGAUACAAUUGAUUUCCGUGAUUAACUAACUAUACUGGAUAUGUUUGUUUUUUUGUUUUUUAAGAGCGAAAGAAACAGGGCCAGACAAUGGGAAACAUCUCAAACCACUUGAAAUAAGAAACACAUAGAUUCACAAUUAAACACCGAUGGAAAAAACGAAAAAAAAGAAAAAAAAGGCUUGGGAAUACCCGUAAAUGAGAAUAAUUAUACUGUGAUAAUGUUGAUGACGUUAUUAGAAUGUUACCGACAAGGAAAAGAGCAUGAAAAUUGAGUAUGGAUGGA
Molecule: messenger RNA, 3912 nt
Organism: Anopheles coustani
Lineage: Eukaryota; Metazoa; Arthropoda; Insecta; Diptera; Culicidae
Product: AT-rich interactive domain-containing protein 1B-like
Exons: 11
Coding region: 229-2970 (913 amino acids)
Biological process (GO): actin cytoskeleton organization
Molecular function (GO): actin binding
Source: RefSeq, a predicted model, not a curated record